AUGGAAUUAGCUAAGCAUUUUAUUCGAACAAAUAUAGAACCCGAAUGGAUGGUUUUAUGUCUAUUACCUGUUCUUCCUCCCGAGCUGAGACCGAUCAUUCAGAUAGAUGGGGGUAAACUAAUGAGCUCGGAUAUUAAUGAACUCUAUAGAAGAGUUAUCUAUCGGAACAAUACUCUUAUUGAUCUAUUAACAACAAGUAGAUCUACGCCAGGAGAAUUAGUAAUGUGUCAGGAGAAAUUGGUACAAGAAGCCGUGGAUACACUUCUUGAUAAUGGAAUCCGCGGACAACCAAUGAGGGAUGGCCAUAAUAAGGUUUACAAGCGAUGUAAUUGA
Molecule: messenger RNA, 333 nt
Organism: Benincasa hispida (wax gourd)
Lineage: Eukaryota; Viridiplantae; Streptophyta; Magnoliopsida; Cucurbitales; Cucurbitaceae
Source: RefSeq, a predicted model, not a curated record